Molecule: messenger RNA, 1720 nt
Organism: Zootoca vivipara (common lizard)
Lineage: Eukaryota; Metazoa; Chordata; Lepidosauria; Squamata; Lacertidae
Gene: HOXC11
Product: homeobox C11
Biological process (GO): regulation of transcription by RNA polymerase II; anatomical structure development
Cellular component (GO): nucleus
Molecular function (GO): RNA polymerase II cis-regulatory region sequence-specific DNA binding; DNA-binding transcription factor activity, RNA polymerase II-specific
Source: RefSeq, a predicted model, not a curated record
CUAUCUAUAGGAGCAAGAAAAGGAGAAAGAUGUUUAACUCAGUGAACCUAGGAAACUUCUGCUCCCAGUCGCGCAAAGAGCGGAGUGCUGACUUUGGAGAGAGAGCAGGUUGCGCUUCCAAUCUCUACCUCCCCAGCUGCACCUAUUACGUCCCAGAAUUUUCAACUGUGUCAUCUUUCUUGCCACAGGGCCCCUCUCGCCAAAUCUCCUACCCUUAUUCCACUAACCUCUCUCAAGUGCAGCCAGUGCGAGAGGUUUCCUACGGGCUAGACCCCUCGAAUAAAUGGCACCAUAGAAGCAAUUACGCCUCGUGUUAUUCCGCGGAAGAUCUGAUGCACAGGGAUUGCCUCCCGCCUUCCACCAUGACCGAAAUGCUAAUGAAAAACGAAAGCGUGUACAGCCACCACCACCACCCCAGCUCCAACCACCCGGCUUCCACGGGCUUCUACUCCAGCAUGAACAAAAACAGUGUCCUCCCGCAAGGCUUCGACCGGUUCUUCGAAAACGCCUACUGCUCCACCGAGAACCCGCCCGAGACCUGUUUGCAGAAGACCGAGAGCAAGCUGGAGACCGACUCCCAGCCCACCGCGCUGUCAUCCCGCGGCGACCAAGGCGUAGACCCGGAAGACGAGGAAGAAAACACCAACCCGGGCUCUUCAGCUUCAUCCUCCUCUGUCAACAAGGAAGGGAGCAAAACCAGCAACUCGAGUGCCCCCCGCACAAGAAAGAAGCGAUGUCCCUAUUCGAAAUUCCAAAUCAGAGAGCUAGAGAGAGAAUUUUUCUUCAAUGUCUACAUAAACAAAGAAAAAAGGCUGCAGCUCUCCAGAAUGUUGAAUCUCACUGAUCGACAAGUUAAAAUUUGGUUUCAGAACAGAAGGAUGAAAGAAAAAAAACUAAGCAGAGACCGCCUGCAGUAUUUCUCUGGAAAUCCCUUAUUGUGAACCUCUUUUGUAUAUUAUAUAUACAUAUAUAUAUAUAAGAAUAAAAAAUAAAAAAUAAAUGCUCGUUGAAGUAUUCUGUGUAUGAAGAAGGGACGUCGCAAGCACGGUUUGACUGUGGAGUCUUCAAGCAACCCUCAGAGUUUCCAACCUUCUCAGUCCUUUCUUAUAUUUGUAUGUUUGGGACCUGGUUCAGGGUUUAUACACUUUCCCCGAUUACCUAAACGUUGAAAGGACUUGAAUACUGUAUGAACUUUUAAUUUAACGUUUAGUCUUGAAGAAAUGGAAUUAUUUUCAUCAUCGGUGUUUUGUUUUGUUUUGUUCUGUUCAGUUCAUCAUCAUCAUCAUCAUCAUCAUCAUCAUCAUCGUCACUUAAGUCAUCUAUGUUCGUUGGAGGAAACUACAGUGCUGUGUUCACGACAGUAUGCACCCACUUCUCCUUAUUUUGAUAUGCAAGUUGAUGAUGCAUCUACGCAAAAGCGCCUCCCAAAGUCUUCGGUUGGGAGGAGGGCUUUGUCUGAGUGUCCGUGCAGAUGUGGUGUGUGUGUGUGUAUCUACCCACACGUGUUCAUCCGUGCACACGCACUCCACUCCAUCAGGGUUCCACUGCUGUACAUGCCAAGGACUGUUGUUCAUUGAGAUCUAAUUUAAAUAACCUGUCCAAGAAUUGGUAUCACUAUAAGGAUGUUAUUUACACUGAUUCCCUCAUGUAUCUUUUAUAUAUUCAUAUUCUAUGCAGUCCCAGGUUUGAUUUCCCCCCCUUUCUUUCUUUCCCUCUUUGC